CAUACGGAACAGAUUUCAGUAUUUGCAAAAUAGUCGUUGCUUACAGACGCCGUGCUUUGUGCGAUACACAAACUCUGUGUGUGUAGUACAUAUAUGAAGUGAAUUUAGUAUAAUUCAUAUAGUCGCUUCAGUUGUUCAAAUUUUUUUUUCGUUCUUCUUGAGUGAUUUUGUUGUAAUGAGAACAUAAAAUCGGAGCCGACUUUUUGACUGAAAAAGUCAAAGUGCAUUCAAUAUAAUCUGAUCGAAAAACAGAGUUUUGUUUUUCAUUCUUCACUGCCUAAAAUUAAGUGCCUUUUUGUGUUAAUAUAAUAACAACGAUAGAUAAUAAUUAUUUAUUAUAUGUGUACGUAAUCGAGGGAGACAAACACACACACAGAGUCAGCGAGAGAUAGAGAGAGUAUGCUCAACAAUUAUGCAAUUAAAAUUUUCGUGUACAACAUGUGAUGACAGCAACGGCAAAUAAAAUAAGUAAAACAGCGGCAAAUAAAACGGUUUUAUUUAAUCAAUGAAUAACCUUGGUUGUAUAAAGAAAACCGCGGUGCACACAUUAAGAUUACGGCGACACACAACAAAUUUUAUGAUAUACGCACAUUUAAAAUAAAUUGUACAUAUAUUAUUCACUGAACGAAAAGAAAAUAACUAAAAAUAUCGAUGAAAAGUUUAGUGUUGACGAAAAAGUUGGCUUUAGCUGAAUUUAUGUGAAACCAAAAGUGAAACAAGAGAGAGAGAGAGCAAAUUAUUUUUUUUUACAAACAAGUGAUAGCCGCUGAGUUAGUGAGUGUUUGAAGCGACAUAAAACAAAUCAAGAAUCAUACAAAAUGACAGUAACAUAUACAGCUGAAGUGGCGACAUGUAGGGGAUUCGGAUGCUUUUUAAAAUUACUCUUCAGAUGGCGUGGAAGCAUUUACAAAUUAGUUUGGUUAGAUCUAGUAUGUUUUCUAUUUUUAUACUACACAUUAAACAUAAUCUACCGUACAGCAUUAGACGAAGAUCAAAAGAGAAUUUUCGAAGACAUUGUAAAGUAUUGUAGCACAUAUAGCAACUUGAUUCCAUUAUCAUUUGUGCUAGGUUUUUAUGUGACGAUUGUUAUGACGCGUUGGUGGACUCAAUAUACGUCGAUCCCAUGGCCUGACACAUUUGCAGUAUUCGUAAGCGCAAACAUUCACGGUCAGGAUGAACGAGGUCGUCUUAUGCGACGGAUUAUUAUGCGAUAUGUGUGCCUAUGUUUGACGAUGGUUUUAUCAAAUGUAUCACCGAAAGUGAAAAAGCGAUUCCCAUCGCUCCAACAUUUGGUUGAAGCAGGACUCCUUGAGGAAAAUGAAAAGUUCAUCAUGGAAUCCUUCAAUUCAAAAUUCACAAAGUAUUCAAAACAUUGGAUGCCAAUUGUAUGGGCUUCUUCGAUUAUAACUCGGGCCCGCAAAGAGGGACGAAUUCGCGAUGAUUUCGCUGUGAAAACGUUGAUCGAUGAACUGAAUAAAUUCCGUGGUCAAACUGGAAUUUUGAUUGCAUAUGAUACGAUUAGUAUUCCUUUGGUAUACACGCAGGUCGUAACGCUCGCCGUUUAUUCGUUCUGUUUAACAUCAAUAAUGGGUUCACAAUGGUUUGAAAAUAAGACCGUUUCAGAUGGAGUACUUAAUCGAAUCGAUUUGUAUUUUCCCAUUUUUACGAUGCUUCAAUUUUUCUUCUAUAUGGGAUGGCUGAAGGUGGCCGAGUCACUGAUCAAUCCAUUCGGUGAAGAUGACGACGAUUUCGAAGUGAACUGGAUCAUUGAUAGAAAUCUACAGGUAUCUUAUAUGAUUGUCGAUGAAAUGCAUCACGAGCAUCCUGAACUCAUAAAAGAUCAAUAUUGGGACACAAUCUUACCCUCCGACGAUCUACCGUAUACGGAAGAGAAUCUUCGUGAACAACAUCCACAACCGUCCACAGCAAAUAUCGAAGUGCCGAAACGAGUGUUUACGUCGGCGAUGUUUACUGGUCUCUCGUCAAGCGCAAAAGUCGAUGAAAUGGUCGGUAAAAGCGCAUUGUCAAUAAAUAAUUAUAAGUUUCCCGAAAUCGAUAUCGAGGCGGAUGACAAUGCAAGUGGUAUUCAUUUUACCGUUCACGACCGCCGAAUGUCCAGAAAUCGCUUGGGCUCAACAAAUAGCAUUCAAAGUACAGUUGGAAGUGUUCCGCGAGUUAAUACCGUUACCAAUGUUCUACGUCGGUUCUUCAGUCGUGAGGAUCCCCGCACCCCAAUUACACCUGAAGGUUCUUUGCCAACACCAACACUCAAUCAAUCAUCUAGUUCAGUAAGUUUAGCGGGACCAAAAUAUCCGCACAUUCCACAGGGAACAAUGCGAAUUGCUGACCAAGUGAUCGAAGAAGUUGAUGAACAAUUAACAAUACAAUCGAAUCGUGGACAUGAAAAACGACCAACUGCUCAAAGCCUGUUUGCAUCGAGUAAUGAAAAACUGCCGACAAGAAGUGCACCAAUACCAGUGCCAGUCACAUCAAAUUCACAUCAUAGCAACAGCUAUGAAUACGUUCAAUCAGUCAUGCAACCAGAGCAUCAACCAUAUUUAUUUCCAAAUAAUGCUGUGUUCAGUUCAUCAGCGCCCGAAGAGAAUAUGAUCCAUUUACAAACGCCAAGCAUCAAAGUGGACAAAGCCGUUGAAUUCAAAGACAGCAUCGAUGAAGCCAACAAAGACGCUACUGAAGAAGAUGUUGAUUGCACAAGGAAAACACCAGAUUUGAACACCACCGAAGAUGAUUUUGAACAAUUACGAUUGGCGCGUGAAAAGGAACGAUUAGAGCGACAAAAACAGAAAAUUGCACGAUCGGUGAGUCAACAAACCGGCGGUGCUGUCGAUGCAGAGGCUUUGAUCGAACAAUUAACAAAUUCAAAAGGCGACGGAAUCAAUCGAAUAUCUUACAUUGAACCAAAUUCGUAAAGCACAAACAUAGCAUAGCAUACACAUUUUUUUUGUUGCUCGUUGAAAGAUUCACUCGCACAAAGCAAAUGAUAUACGUGCAUUUGCUGUAAAUCAAAGCAUUUUCUUCUCACAAACUCAAGGGGCCUAAUUUUGUGAUCGAUAUUCAAAAACAAAACUAAAAUUAAAUCUCGUACAAAAGAGUACUUUAAAUUUAUAAACUUUUAACAUUAAUUUAUAAGAUCAUGCAGAUGAUGCAAAAUCAAUCGCAUCCGACCAUGUGCGACAAUUGUAUUUAAUUGAAAUUUUGCUUCAAAAUGUAUAAAGUAACAUGAUAAAAGCUUUAUAUUGUUGAUAAAACAGUGAUUGUAUUAAUAUGUAGAAUAAGAGAAACUAUUUUGCUUGCACCAUUUACGAUGAAUCGAAAUAAAACAUGAUUAUGGAUUGAAUUUUAUUGAAAAUAAAGAAAAAUAUUGAUGACUUCACAUUAAA
Messenger RNA from Contarinia nasturtii (swede midge), 3401 nucleotides. RefSeq names its product bestrophin-4 (gene Best1). The record is from RefSeq and is a predicted model, not a curated record. The transcript is spliced from 11 exons. Bases 819 to 2930 code for a protein of 703 amino acids. Gene Ontology annotation, molecular function: chloride channel activity. Lineage: Eukaryota; Metazoa; Arthropoda; Insecta; Diptera; Cecidomyiidae.